Molecule: messenger RNA, 912 nt
Organism: Syzygium oleosum
Lineage: Eukaryota; Viridiplantae; Streptophyta; Magnoliopsida; Myrtales; Myrtaceae
Exons: 3
Coding region: 244-705 (153 amino acids)
Source: RefSeq, a predicted model, not a curated record
AAAGCUUUGAUUUUUCUCGGAGGUCGGAACAAAAGCGGUUCCGAGGACAACGUUUGCGUCCGCUCACAGUUAAAUCUUCUCUUCUUCGCAAGGAAAAAACUGGCGAACAUUCGUUAGGAUUUCGCCUCCGCUCGCCCACGGGAAUCGUCCAAGCUUAUCACCGAGAAAGUUUUGAUCUUUCCGUUCUUCUCUGCCAUAAAUCGGCUUCUUCGAGCAAAUCCUUGAGAUUUUUCAGAGACCCACAUGAUGAGCUGCGCCUGCUGUUGUAGUUGCAGACCCUUGAUUGUGCCCAAAUCAUCCGUAGAUUGCGGGAGUUCGCAAGCCCGUCGAAAUGCCGUCUGUGUAAUUUCACCUCAUGGUGCGACGGCGAGGGGCAAGAGGUCUAGGUUCGUUGGCGUGAGAGCUUCAACGGUGGAUUCGUAUGAGAGCUCCUCUGAUUUCGUUAAGCGUAUGGAGCAGGCCUGGUUGAUUUCUCAGCAACCUAGGCCGGUAGCUUGUUCCUCUUGCAACUCGAAGGGGCAUGUAGAAUGCAAAUGGUGUGGAGGUACGGGUUUCUUCAUCCUUGGAGACAACAUGCUCUGCCAAGUCCCUUCAAGAAACACAAGCUGCGUCAUAUGUGCUGGAAAGGGUUCAACGUGCUGCUCAGACUGUAAGGGGACGGGGUUUCGAGCCAAGUGGUUGGGAGAGCCUACCACUUCGAAGUAGUGACGUACUACUUGGCGAAUGUACCAUGGCUUUGUAAACUACCUCAGCUUUACCAUUUUAGCUGUUCUCUUUUCCCUUUUCACAGUCUAAAAUCAGAGAGUUAGGACACAGUUUUGUUGUUUCAAGAGCACACCAUCCGUUUCAGGUUUCACAUGGAUGUGUAUCCUGUAAGAUAUCUUAUAAAAUCAGAUGUAUUAUUCUUUCUCA